CCGAUCUAGAAAUGGCCCGACCUAGUGGUUCGAACCGAUCGCUUGUUGCACACUUGCACUGACGUCCCACUCAAUUACAUUCCAGCUCCACCUCAUAAAACAUAAAUCCUCCAUAGAUCAUAUGCCACUGCAAAAACCCUAGUCUGUCUCUCAGAAAAUCUUCAGAAGAUUGCAGAAUCUGAAGCUGAUGGCAUUGCUAGUAGUGCUAAUCAGCUAUCAGAAUGUGCAUUGCUGAUUGACUCCACUCGGAAGUCAAAUAACUCUCGCCGGAGACCGUCUUGAGCUACUGUGGACAUCGACGGCGGUGCUGAAUCUGAGAAAUGCUCAACAUUUUUUUUUACUGAGAAUACAUUUAUAAGGUCUCCGAAGAUGAUUUUAAAUCCGGCGGAUAAUGAUGGUUGUGGAUCGGUUAAAGGCUUAACCGAGCAUUCCAGUUCGAUGCCGGAGACAGUCUUGAUAGGAACUAAAAGGAUGAGUCCGGAUACAAAUUGCGAAAAAUCAGACAAGUGCUCACCUAAACUUUCACCCGGGAGCAGCUCGACGUCGGAGAAGCGCAUGAGAAGUUCGAUUGGAAUGGAGGUCGACGGUACCGAAUCGGAUCCUUUGCCUCCGACAUUGAACGUAAGCAGUGAUUUUGUCUACAAUGCUGAUAUUUCUCCGGUGCCGUUGACCAUUGACGGAUCUAUUAUUACUCCCAAAAGCGCUUCUGAAAAUGGAAGCAUUCCAGGGGAAUGCAACGGCGCCGAAUCGGACACGUUGCCUCUGCUAUCAAACGGACUUGGCAGUGAUUUUGCCAAGACCGACGAUGACUCGCCGGUUCCGAUGACGAUUGACGCAUCUAUUAUUACCCCCCAAAGCGCUUCUCAAAAUAGAAGUUUUCCAGGAGAAAGCAACGGCACGGAAUCGGACGCGUUGCCUCUGACAUUGCAAACACUUGGCAGUGAUUUUGUCAACAAUGACGAUAAUUCACCGGUGCCGUUGACUAUCGACGCAUCUAUCAUCACUAGGAAAACCGCUUCUAAAAAUAGAAGUGUUCCACGAGAAGGAGUUGAGCUAAGGAGAUCACCUCGAGUAUCUUCAACCACGUUAAGCGUUGGGAGCCAAGUAACUAAAACUAAAUCUAGAUCGACCAAGUUGCAUGUUUCAGGGCACAAUAUGGCACUACAACUAAGUUCUGAAACUCGAUCUACUACUAGUAAGAAACAGAGAAAGCUAAAAACAGAAUCUUUUUUUGUUGGAGACCCAGUUCCUGAAGAUGAAGCUCAAGAAAAGUGGGGCUGGCGCUAUAAAUUGAAGGGUCAAAGACUCAAGGGACAGAGCUCGAUACUAAAUAUUGGUGGAGAUGAUGAAGUGCAUAUAGAUGUCUUAUGUCAUUACAUUCAAGCUAGUGUUGAUGGAUGCAUUUUCAAUCUUGGAGAUUGUGCACAUAUAAAGGGUGAGGGAAAGCAAAAACAUGUUGGCAGGAUUGUGGAGUUUUUCAAAACAUCUGAUGAUAAAAAUUACUUUAGAGUGCAGUGGUUUUUCAGAGCUGAAGAUACGGUUAUGAAAGAAGCUGCUGCUAUUCUAGACAAGAAGCGUUUAUUCGCCUCCACUUUAAUGAAUGACAACUUAUUAGACUGUAUACUUUCUAAAGUCAAAAUAAUAGAAAAAGCUCCUGGGUUAACCUCUAUUCAUCCAUUUGACUAUUAUUGUGACAUGGAGUAUUCUGUAAAAUAUUCAACAUUCCACUCCUUGCUUACUGCAAAAGAUAAUUCAGUAGCAAGAUGUGGUUUGACUUUGACCACACCAAGUAGUCUUGAUGCUAACAAUAUGGGCAUAAGUACAACUCCAUUAGACAUAGUUAAAAGUGACAUGCACAAAGCUGAGCUGGCAUUAUUAGAUCUGUAUGCUGGUUGUGGUGGAAUGUCUACUGGACUGUGUCUUGGUGCCAAACUUUCUGGUGUUAAACUUGUAACAAAAUGGGCAAUUGAUUAUCAGAAGUCCGCGUGUGACAGCUUGAAACAAAAUCAUCCAGAAACACAAGUUCGACAUAUAACGGCUGAAGAUUUCCUGCAAUUAUUGAAGGAAUGGGAAAAACUAUGCAAAAAAUACGUGUUUAAUGAUCAUGAUAUAAAAACUAAAUCUGAUGAUGAUAAAAAAUCCAGAAUCAAUGAAUCUUCUGUAGAGGAUGAUGAUGUUGCUCCUGGAGAGUAUGAAGUUUCAAGUCUUGUUGAUAUAUGUUAUGGAGAUCCCAGUAGUACAGGCCAGGAUGGGUUAAAGUUUAAGGUGAGAUGGAAGGGCUAUGGUCCAACUGAUGAUACAUGGGAGCUAAUUGAAGGAUUAAGUGAUUGCCAAGACCACAUACAAGAUUUUGUCAGACAUGGAUACGAGUCCAAGAUAUUGCCACUUCCAGGUGAUGUGGAUGUUAUAUGUGGAGGUCCUCCAUGUCAAGGGAUCAGUGGCUAUAAUCGGUUUAGAAACACGGAUAAUCCACUGACUGAUGAAAGAAAUCAGCAAAUAGUUGUCUUUUUUGACAUAGUAAAAUUCUUAAAACCUAAAUAUGUGUUGAUGGAAAAUGUUGCUGAUAUCUUAAGAUUUGAUAAAGGUUCUUUAGGAAGAUAUGCUUUAAGUCGUUUAAUUCAUAUGAAUUAUCAAGCAAGACUCGGGCUUAUGGCUGCUGGCUCUUAUGGUCUUCCACAAUUUAGGUUACGUGUUUUUAUAUGGGGUGCUCUUCCAACUCAGAGACUACCUCAAUUUCCACUUCCUACACAUGAAGUUAUUGUCAGAUACUUUCCUCCAGCUGAGUUUGAGCAACAUACAGUUGCUUAUGAUGAAGGGCAACCUAGAGAGCUUCAAGAAGCCAUUGUUCUUCGUGAUGCCAUCUCUGAUCUGCCACCUGUUACAAGCCAUGAAGAACGUGAAGAAAUCCCAUAUGAAAUGCCUCCACAAACAGAGUUCCAAAAGUAUAUAAGGUUAACAAAAGAUGAGUUUAAUGGUUAUGAUUCAAAAGGGGAUACAGAUUGCAAAAGCUCUGUUCUCACAGAUCAUCGAACAUAUAAAUUAUCUGAAGAUGAUUUUCAUCGAGUGUGUUAUGUUCCACACAGAAAGGGAGCAAGUUUCAGAGACUUCCCUGGAAUAAUUGUGAGCUCUGAUAAUGUGGUUCGCCUCAAUAAAAAAAUGGAACAAGUGUUGCUUCCAUCUGGGAAGCCAUUGAUACCAGAUUAUGUAUUCACCUUUGAAAAAGGAAGAUCUAGAAGGCCAUUUGCAAGAUUAUGGUGGGAUGAAAACGUGCCAACUGUCUUAACAAUCCCAAAUCUUCACAGCCAGAAAGCAUUACAUCCAGAGCAGGACAGAGUUCUGACUGUAAGAGAGUGUGCAAGGCUGCAAGGUUUUCCUGAUCAUUAUAGAUUUUGUGGCAAUGUUAAAGAAAGGUAUUGUCAGGUGGGAAAUGCUGUGGCUGUUUCUGUUUCAAAGACGUUAGGGUAUGCACUUGGAAUGGCUUUCAGGAAAUUAAGUGGAGAUGAGGCACUCAUGACUUUACCCCCUGGUUUUGCUUUCCAAGUACCAUCACCCCCACUUGAGGAGUUUUCUUCUCAGCUUUAGAAAAAAAAAAAAAACAUCAAUGAUUUCUUUAUAUGAGUAUCUGACACGUUUUCAUUGUUGUAAUUUAAUAAAUUAUAUAAAAUUUUACAAAUUGCAUGAUCGUUUGUUUGUUAAUCCAUUGCAAAGUCAAGUCGUAUGCGG
Messenger RNA from Lactuca saligna, 3723 nucleotides. The record is from the annotation of a GenBank genome assembly. NCBI's taxonomy places the organism in Eukaryota, Viridiplantae, Streptophyta, Magnoliopsida, Asterales, Asteraceae.